Messenger RNA from Nothobranchius furzeri (turquoise killifish), 2066 nucleotides. RefSeq names its product vitronectin a (gene vtna). Gene Ontology annotation, molecular function: scavenger receptor activity; polysaccharide binding; extracellular matrix binding. Gene Ontology annotation, biological process: cell-matrix adhesion; immune response; cell adhesion mediated by integrin. NCBI's taxonomy places the organism in Eukaryota, Metazoa, Chordata, Actinopteri, Cyprinodontiformes, Nothobranchiidae. The record is from RefSeq and is a predicted model, not a curated record.
GGACUGACUGACACAUGUUUCCAAUAACUGAGAGCGAGUGGUCCUUGGUUAGUCCUUCAGUCUGUCCGCAGACACAGCAGAGACAACAUGAGGCUUUUCAUCAUCCUGCUGCUCGCUCUGGUCGCUGACGGCUUGACUGAAGAUGAGUCCUGUUUGGUCCGCUGCGAAAAUGGUUUCGACUCUGAGAGGAAGUGCCAGUGUGACUCCAUGUGCAAGUAUUACAGUAGCUGCUGCAAGGAUUACGAGGCCCUCUGCGGGAUGAUGACUCGCGGAGACACCUUCGAGUUUGCAGAGGAUGAUUAUGACUUGUCUGUGAUCACUGCUACAUCUGAUCAACACUCAACAGGCAGCCAGUCUCCUACUGCCCCCUCGACCCCACAGCCUCUCGUCCCAGACUUUAGUCACAGGUUACGUCAGUCUCCAGAGAUCAGUCUACAAAUGACCAGACCCCCACACCUGAAGAACCACAGAGUCACACCUGUUUCACCUCCUCCCAAAAGUGAGCCCUCCACGGUGACGUCAUCUCCUCAGACCCACACAACGGCCCAGACCACCACCGUUCCCACAACAAAAGCCACCACCGCGGCGCCUGAUCCAGAUGCUGAGGUCUGCAGCGGCAGGCCUUUUGAUGCCUUCAUGCAGCUGAAAAAUGGCUCCAUCUACGCCUUCAGGGGUAAAUAUUUCUUCGAGCUGGACCAGAAGUCGGUGCUAACUGGUUACCCAAAGCUUAUAAAAGACGUGUGGGGCAUCGAGGGUCCGAUUGAUGCUGCUUUCACUCGCAUCAACUGCCAGGGGAAGACUUAUAUCUUUAAGGGAAACAAGUACUGGAGGUUUGACAACAACGAGCUGGAUGAUGAUUAUCCUCGAGACAUCAGCGUUGGCUUUGAUAAGAUUCCUGAUCAUGUGGAUGCAGCGUUUGCACUGCCUGCUCACAGCCACCACGGGAAAGAGAAGGUCUACUUCUUCAAAAAUGAUCAGUAUUACGUUUAUGAGUUUCUGCACCAACCGUCCCAUGAGGAGUGCGCCGUCAUGUCUGAGAGAUCUCCGUCUGCCUUGUUCAGGCGCUACACUGAUCUGUACUACAACAAUUACGAGCGUUUCUUUCAUGAGCUCUUCUCUGACUUACCUCAGCACCAUGACAAACACCACUUCAUCAACAAGGACUGGAAAGGCCUCAAGUCUCCGGUGGAUGCUGCCAUGAGUGGCCGAAUCUACAUCACUACGGGGAGGUCAAUGCCCCGCCGCUACGACUACCAGCCUGACCAGCAGGGAGGUGGACGGCAGUGGGGGCAGCAGAACGGGUGGCAGAGGGGUCAGAGGAGGUGGAACCGCUCACCCCACUGGGGGUCUGCGGCUGAGCAGGGGUUGAACAUGGGUCAGAGGUUUGCUGAGAGGGGGAUGGAGAUGGGUAUGAGACUUGCAGAAAGGAGGAUGGAAAUGGAGGACAGGCUUGGUCGAGACUGGGACAGGCGCUGGGACCAGGACUGGGACCAGGACAGACGCUGGGACCGUUACAACCAGAACAACAGAGGGAACUAUGACUCCAGAAACGACCGGUCCUUCCUGAGGGACAUGCCCAUACAGAGCGUCUACUUCUUCAAAGCAGAUAAAUACUACAGAGUGGACCUGAGGACAAAGAGAGUGGAUCCCGCUAUGCCACCGUACCCCAGAUCCAUCGCCAAGUACUGGCUCGGCUGUUCAGACACAACCGGAGCAGAGAAAAAGUAGUUUCACCUGCGUUCCCUUUUUGUUGUUUCUGUGUGGUAAUGUGUGAGAUCAGUGCGGCUAAAAUAUGGUGUCUCACGUUUGGUGUAACGCUGCUGGUUGUUCAUCAACUCCAACAAACAGCAGCAAUCAGUGAAAGUCCAGAACGUUCAAAGUUCAGCUGAUUUCCUGAACAGUCAGCUGAUCCAUUAGACUGUAUUUGUGAGUUUUUACCUAGUGAUCAUGCUUUUCUAAAUUAAAUACAAACACCAUGACUGAUAUAACAGAAGCACCAGCUGUAGUUUUAUCUGACAUGUUUCUGUUGCUGCCUGUAAUAAAAAUGCUGUUGAAUUCCCAUCAGA